AUGAAGGUGAACAUUGGCGAUGGCAAUCGGGAGGGCUGGCUUGAAACCGAAGAUGCGGCUGGUAAGAUUUCGGUUCUUGAAGAAAUCACCGGGCCCAUUCAAGCCGAAGCCAAUGGUACCGAACCGGAAUACAUCAAUUACGUCCCCCAGUUCCAGAUCAGAACACACCAUCUGACUUCAGAGAUGCUGCCGAUUACUAUCUUGCUCCACGAGCGCAACUGA
Molecule: messenger RNA, 222 nt
Organism: Penicillium waksmanii
Lineage: Eukaryota; Fungi; Ascomycota; Eurotiomycetes; Eurotiales; Aspergillaceae
Exons: 1
Coding region: 1-222 (73 amino acids)
Source: RefSeq, a predicted model, not a curated record